GACUUGCCGUUUAUCAAUGGAGCCGAGAGCUAGGGAUCGAUAACCGAACGGAGCCUCUUUUUCCAUGUCAAGGUUGCGGCCUCGUCAGCCUCGCGUCUCUAUUUCAUGUUUUUUUCUACUACCUACCUAACCUAACAUAAGAAUCAACAUUCUCGAUAUUCUAAUCCCGGCCAUGUCACAAUGGCGACAGCGGAUCCUUUCGAAGUUCGGAUGCGCUUCAGCUCCCAACUUGAACACCUCAAUGCGAGCACUACCGCUGCUCAGAAAGCUGCCCAGUAUGCAAUGAAGUAUAAGGAUAUGGAGGAAGACCUGCACUCAUGCAUCCUCGAGCAGCUGGAGAAGACUAGUAUGAAUACACGUGCAAACAUCAUGUACUUCCUAGAGCACUUGCUGGAGAUGGCAUCCAAGGACCGCCAAAAUCAGUACGUCCGAAUGAUGCAGAGAGAUAUCAUUCGAGUUGUGGAUGCGGUCUGUCCCGAAGAUGGAUCUGGUGCGGCCAAUGUCAAAGUUGUCCGAAGGGUGCUUCAAAGCCUAAUGAACAAGUCUAUCUUACUCGAGCAGACGGUAAUCGAGAUAGAAGGUUGCCUUAAGGAACGUGACACUUCUGUUGACCUUGGGUUUUCCUCGCCCGUUAAUGGAGAUGACGCUUCCCGUUCUCGCAAUGCCAACGGCACCGCUAAUUCUCACCGCCUCGACAAACGCCAGAUCGAGCAGCGCAUUGAAGAGGAUCGAGAACGUCAUAAGCGUAUGCGCGAGAGCAUGUGGGCUGUUCCCGGAACCAUAGAGGGAGAGGCGAUGAAGCUUCUCGAGGAGACAAGUGAGCUUGGAGAAGACGACCACAUUCUCGGCCGUGAGGAGCGGGAAGAGUUUCAGCGAGAAGUAGAGAUGAGCAAAUGUCAACACCUUCGACAAAGAGAUGCUACUACCAACGGGUCUUCGUCGCAUUAGGAUGCGUCGCCCCUCCAACUUAGCAAAUCCCAAAAAGCAGCAUGGAGACGCCGAGGAUCUAGAAGGAAGCGUCGUGGUACGAAUCGGAUACCAAAAGACUGUCUGGCGUUUUCAACUAACGAUGCAUCGCAUGGCGUUGAGGAGGACGGAAAAUCAGCAUAAAAAGGCGUUUCUGGUUAUUUUGCAUUUCUUCUAUUUUUGAAGGAUGAAGCAAUGGGUUGGUAUCGUUUUGGGGACGGGGAACAUGGUGAUUAAGUAGUAUUCCUUGUGGCAUAACUGGUUUGAAUAACUGAUUUGACCAGAGGCGACAUGCGUUUAACGAUACCAUAAUUCAAGUUAAUUACUGACAAGUUCAUUCUACACGAAAGCUACCAAAUUUUUAAUUCUCUACGUACUUCUUACUCCAUCUCUUUCGAUAUUACCGACUCAAGCUUAAACGUAUAUUCUCGCCAUAUGGGUAUAGAAUUGUAUGGUGGUUCUUGUUACUCUGUUAUGACUUUCACUGUUUUAUUAUAAAUUUGGGGUAUAAUUGGAUCAUAAACUGCUAUCGUAUUUUGUGCCCUUCGGAUUACAAGCGGCUCAUCAGCCGUCGUCUUAAUCGAAGUCUAGCUCCGAAUAACGGCAGGCGUGAAAUGGUAAAUAAAAGUUGAAUCCCUGUGGUAGCUUAUGGAACAUACAUUUAAGCGAGUAUAGACAUUCACUAGUC
Molecule: messenger RNA, 1654 nt
Organism: Daldinia caldariorum
Lineage: Eukaryota; Fungi; Ascomycota; Sordariomycetes; Xylariales; Hypoxylaceae
Product: CTD kinase subunit gamma CTK3-domain-containing protein
Exons: 3
Coding region: 181-948 (255 amino acids)
Biological process (GO): positive regulation of transcription by RNA polymerase I; positive regulation of DNA-templated transcription, elongation
Cellular component (GO): CTDK-1 complex
Source: RefSeq, a predicted model, not a curated record